UUAUUCACAUAACAGACACUUUUUUCACUUUUAAUAGGACCUACUAUAUCCCAGACAGAACUGCAGGAAAGGUUAGCAAAAUUGAAGGGAAUGGACCCUAAAAGAUACUCGGCUCCACCUAUUACAGUAUUCCGAGAGGCUGAGCAUCACACGGAGUCAGAGAUGAUCGAUAAUCUGAUGAAAGAGGUUCAGGAAGAAGUGGAAAUUGACUCUCGAAGACCUAAGCCUGAAGAUGAAAUAGCAGCUCGAUUAGCAAGAUUACGUGGAGACGACGAACUACAACCUUCAGGAUCUGCAGCACCUGACUUAAUUCUAGCAGAAAGACGAGUGAACUCAAAACACCAUCAAGAAGAUGUUGACUUAGAUGAGGUAAAUAAAGUGUUGAAAACAGAAUCUGAACAACUGGAAGCUGCUGCCAAAAAAGAACUUAUAGAUCUAGGUCAAAACAAGGCUGUUCAAGAGGCACUUGCGGAACUUAAGAAAAAGAAACAAUCAGAAGGUGGAAAAUCUCCACUUGAGUCAGAAGAGGAAGAAAAUAAUGAGUGUAAUGCUGUCAUUGAAAAGUUACUUGAUGAGGCAACAAUUGAAGAGAAGUUUAAACAACCUCAACCACUGGAUGAUCAGAAUAAAACAACAAAAAAGUCUUUAGGUUCCGACAUGUCCAUCUGUGAACAUGAAGAGAUGGACGAGCUUCCCUGGUGUGUAAUAUGUAAUGAAGAUGCUCUUGUACGAUGUCUAGAUUGUGAAGGAGAUCUUUAUUGUAUGAGAUGUUUCAAGGAAUGUCACGACAGUUUUGACAUCAAGGACCACAGAUCAGCUCCAUAUAAACCCACUAAAACAGCUAUGAAAUAUUAAUACAGCUUCAGUUCCAACAGAAUAAAACAUCUCUUAGUCAUUGUUUGUUUUCUAAUAGCUAUACAGAAAGUGAUUACAUUUGGAAGUAGAAAAAAGAACACAUGUAGGAAAAUCAUUACUAAGAUAUGUAUGGUAAUUUGUUUUGCAAGUUUUUAAGCAUGUGAUUAAUGAUAUACAUAUUUGGAAGCUGCUUGCGAAGACAUCUAUGAAAUACAUUUUACACAGACUUGUUUCUUAACCCUAAAAUUGGGUUUUCAUUAGAAAAAUUUGUAUAUGCUAAUAUAUUCAAAGUUUGAAAUAGUUAUUAGAGAAUUUACAACUGAAGAACUGUCUUUCAUAUAACAUUCAGUACCAGUAUGUUUUUUGUUUUUUUCUCAAAGAAAGAAUUAAUCCAGAUGUAAUGUAUUGAAACUAGAUUGGAUAAAAGUUAAUCAUGUCUGAUGCCUUGGAGCUUUGCUAGUUUCAUACAUGUGUACAUAAGAGUUGUCAGUUUAGUUGUUGUUUUAUAUAUAUAUAUAUAUAUAUAUAUAUAUAUAAACCUAUAAUAAGUCACUAUGAGUAAUUAAUACAUUUUCAUGGAUUUAGAGAAAAUAUUCAAUAUUUUUACAAAUUCUACAAAGUUUCGUUUCAAAAGGUAUGGUUUAUUUACACAUUUAAGGUUUUAAAUUGUAUGCAAAAUUUUCUUGAGUGGAGGAGACAAAAGAUUCAAGCAUUUAUGUUUAAACUUGGAGCUCUUGAUUUAAAGUGAAUUUCUGUAGCUUGUUAAAACAGUGAUCUUGUAAAUAAAUAUACAGUUUUGUAAUUAUACUUUCUGGUGUAUGAUUUGGUCAAUGAUAAAUAAAAGAACAAUUUUGUGGUAUUCCAUUUA
Limulus polyphemus (Atlantic horseshoe crab) is the source of this 1723-nucleotide messenger RNA. Its product is annotated as abscission/NoCut checkpoint regulator-like. NCBI's taxonomy places the organism in Eukaryota, Metazoa, Arthropoda, Merostomata, Xiphosura, Limulidae. The transcript has 7 exons. Gene Ontology annotation, molecular function: phosphatidylinositol-3-phosphate binding. Gene Ontology annotation, biological process: mitotic cytokinesis checkpoint signaling; abscission. The coding region runs from base 91 to 855 and encodes 254 amino acids. The record is from RefSeq and is a predicted model, not a curated record. Gene Ontology annotation, cellular component: centrosome; midbody; cleavage furrow.